This is a messenger RNA of Notechis scutatus (mainland tiger snake), 681 nucleotides long. Lineage: Eukaryota; Metazoa; Chordata; Lepidosauria; Squamata; Elapidae. The record is from RefSeq and is a predicted model, not a curated record.
UGUCCAGAGUCUAACAAAAAAUGCCACCUGUGGACCAUCGUGGACCUGGGUUUCUUCAUCCUGAUGGGGGUCGGUGGGGGCCUCUUAGGGGCCACCUUCAACUGCAUCAACAAGAGGCUGGCAAAAUAUCGCAUGAGGAACGUGCACCCCAAGCCAAAGCUGGUCAGAGUCCUGGAGAGCCUGUUGGUGUGUCUGACAACCACGCUUGUGAUAUUUGUUGCUUCGAUGCUUCUCGGGGAAUGCCGGCCACUCUCUUCCGCUGACCACGGGGACAACAGCUCCGCCCUCAGCCUGCAGGAUUCUUCAUCGGAGGAGGUUAAUUCAAGCAUCAAGACAUUCUUCUGUCAUAAUAAUACUUACAACGACAUGGCAACCCUGUUCUUCAACCCGCAAGAGUCGGCCAUCUUACAACUGUUUCAUCAGGAGGGUGAGUGCCUGAUCCAGCCCUGCUCGUUCCGGAGCUGCGAGGAAAAGAACGGGCUAUUUUCUCUGUUUUUAUGCUUGCCUUCCUCGGUGGAUUGGGACCGCCACAGCCAGGCCUCCCACACCCAGGAGGCGGCGAGGCUCGUCGUGCUGGUGCAGCCGCUCCUGCGCGCAACAACACACCACACCACGCGGUGCCCUGCGAGCAGCUGCAACGACGCAAUGAACCUCACGGCUUUCUGUCACAAGUGGCUGUGA